Messenger RNA from Trichoderma reesei QM6a, 1539 nucleotides. RefSeq names its product calpactin I heavy chain, calcium ion binding protein. The record is from RefSeq and is a predicted model, not a curated record. Bases 1 to 1374 code for a protein of 457 amino acids. Lineage: Eukaryota; Fungi; Ascomycota; Sordariomycetes; Hypocreales; Hypocreaceae. Gene Ontology annotation, molecular function: calcium ion binding; calcium-dependent phospholipid binding. Gene Ontology annotation, cellular component: cytoplasm. The transcript has 3 exons.
AUGUCGUAUCAGGGAUAUGGCCAGCCCUACGGCCGUAAGUACAAUCUCCGCAAUCCCGGCCAGUACCCUCCACAGGGCCAGUAUCCUCCUCAGCAUGGUCAAUAUCCUCCUCCGCAGGGACAGUACCCGCCACCGCAGGGCCAAUAUCCGCCUCCCCAAGGAGCGCCGUACGGCCAGUAUCCUUCCGCCCAGCCCUCGCAAGGAGGAUACUACCAGUCUCCGCCGCCGGGCCAAUAUCCUCCUCAACAAGCACCCUACGGCCAGCCGCCGCCUCAGCCAUAUGGGGCUCCUCCCCAACACCAGCAGCCCUACGGAGCGCCUACGCCAGGCCAAUACGGAGCGCCUCCCCCGCCGCCUGGAGGGCAAUACGGCGCUCCUCCCCCCGCGCCGUAUGGACAGGUACCGCCUACGCCGCCGUCUCCCGGCUAUGGCCCCCCGCAAAUCAUCCAGUAUGAUGCUACUGCCGACGCUGAUGCUUUGCGCCGCGCCAUGAAGGGUUUCGGGACCGACGAGAAGGCGCUAGUCAAUGUCCUAGCCCGGAAAGACCCCCUGCAGAUCGAGGUCCUACGGGCAACCUACGAACGUAGGCACAAGCGCAGAUUGGUAGACGACCUCGAGAAGGAGACACGAAGUUGGUUUGAAUAUGGUCUCGUGCAGCUUGCCCGUGGUCCUUUGAUGUCCGACGUGCACAACCUCUACAAGGCCAUGUCUGGGCCGGGAACGAAGGAGAUUGUCAUGAACGACAUCCUUCUGUCAAGAUCCAACGCCGACCUGAAAGCUAUCAAGAGCGCGUAUCAGCAGACAUUCCGUCGAAGCUUGGAGAACGAUGUCAAGGGCGAACUGAGCCUCAAGACAGAGAGGCAUUUCUUGAUAGUCCUCAAUGCGAACAGGGCUGAGGAUAUGGCUCCUGUGAACCCACAGCAGGUGGAAGAGGACGUCAUGAGCAUCUACAGGUCGACCGAGGGCAAGCUGGGCACCGACGAGAUUCUGGUCUGCAGCAUCCUUAGCACUCGAAACGACAACCAAAUUCGAGCCAUCGCCCAUCUCUACAAGCAAAAGUUCAACCGCGAUCUGGACAAUGUCAUUUCAAGUGAAUUCUCUGGCCAUAUGAAAGACGCUCUUCUAUUCCAACUUCGCCACGCCGUGGACAGGUAUAUGCACGCCGCCCAGCUCCUGGAAGACUCCAUGGCCGGCUUGGGCACCAAAGACCAUCUGCUCGUUUCACGAGUCAUCCGUUUCCAUUGGGACAGAAACGAACUUGCCAACAUCAAGGGCGCUUACCAGCAGAGAUACAGAAAGAGCCUGGCCAGCCGUAUCAGGUCAGAGACAUCUGGCGAUUACCAGAUGCUCAUGGUUGCCUGCGUUGGAGAGUAAAAGAUUCUUUCAUAUUUUCUUCUUUACCUAUGGUCACGUUGAUGAAUUACUGUAAUAUGAUUAGCUCUGAUGGAAAGUCACACCUAGGUUUCGUAUUGAGGCUGGGGAGCAUGAGGCGUUCGGGUGACCUGUUUAGCAUUGGAACAAACAAAAGCUUUGGAAAAA